UGCACGCAAAAGGUGCCACACGUCUUGCUGUUGCUGCUGCUCUCGGCAGAGGCCAUCGUGCUCCCGCGCAGGAGCGAGCAGCCACCACAAGACCACUUGCAAAGGACAUAGUCUUGCGCCAAAAUCUGAAGCACAGUAGUGAAUGAAGCAUGGCCGCCGUCCUCGAGCUACGCCUGACACUGUCGCCGUCCACAACGGCGCCGUAUGCCGCCGCAGCAUGCGGAGCGUACCAACCUCGUCGCGCCUAGCAGCAGUAGCGGCCUCCGCGGCCGCAGCUGCACGAAAGCAAUUUGUUCCUCACGAGGAACGCCUAGGCCGCUCCUUGCUCACAUUGCGCUUUCAGCAGCGAGAACAAAGAGCCCGGCGGGCUGCUCAGCAUGCGCAGGUUGCGCAAGCGGUUGUUCUCGAAACGGCCGGGACGGCGCUGUCAGCAGCCACGACAACGCAGUCCCUCUCGAGUCAGCGCCGAGAAGCCACUGCGGCAUGUCGUGCCAUCCAUACAGUCCAAAGACGCUGUGAAAGAUGCGUCCAGACCCUUCGGCGCCGCAGGCUGCUGUGCAAGGUGCGGCACAGAAGGUCCGUACACGCGGUCUCCCAGACGCCUGGCUCAACCCUGCGGCGUCGCCGAGGGUCGACGCAGCAUCUGCCAAGGACGGGAGGCGGAAAGGAAUUGCAGACCAUGCGGACGACCUUCGAGCUCGCACUCCCGCCUGUUUGCUGCUCCACAGCGUGCUCUCGCGCGCAGCUCCGUCGAGGUUGGACGCGCGCGGAGGCGACGCCGCGCGGCGCACUGCAAGCACGCUGCGCCAGCCCGUCUAGGCAAGUCACGUCGAGCCCCUCUGCGGGCCCGCCAGCUGCAUGGCUGCGCCGAACUGUGCGGCUAGAGCAUGCAUCUUGAUGCAGCAUGCAGCAGCGGCAUCUCGAGAUGCGCUGCGACGGCGAGCAGGCGCAGCAGCAGCAGCAGCAGCCAUCGGAGGGAGCGUCUCGAGGAGCCGCGGAUGUUCUCUCCGCGCGCCGCC
Tilletiopsis washingtonensis is the source of this 1019-nucleotide messenger RNA. RefSeq lists its product as hypothetical. The coding region runs from base 143 to 898 and encodes 251 amino acids. NCBI's taxonomy places the organism in Eukaryota, Fungi, Basidiomycota, Exobasidiomycetes, Entylomatales. The record is from RefSeq and is a predicted model, not a curated record. The transcript has a single exon.